Molecule: messenger RNA, 795 nt
Organism: Phalaenopsis equestris
Lineage: Eukaryota; Viridiplantae; Streptophyta; Magnoliopsida; Asparagales; Orchidaceae
Product: cysteine-rich repeat secretory protein 55-like
Exons: 1
Coding region: 1-795 (264 amino acids)
Source: RefSeq, a predicted model, not a curated record
AUGGCUUUCUCAAACCAUCUCUUCUUCUUCUUCUUCCUUCUUCUCCUCUCCCUUGCUUCCUUCAUCCACGGCGCCGAUUUCAUCGCCAAAGAAUGUGGAUCAAACAUUACCAACAAUGACGCCUUGCAGGCCAACAUCAACAGCAUCAUUCUCGACUUGGUGACAAAGACUUCCUCCGCUGGCUUCGGCAACUCCACCUACGGCUCCGGCUACGACACCGUUUACGGCACCGCGGAGUGUCGAGGAGACAUCACCGGCCAAGACUGCACCGCAUGCAUCAUCGCUGCCGGACAAGAGAUACGUACAACAUGCGCGAAUGCGAACGAAUCACACAUUUGGUACCAGCAGUGCUCUUUUCGCUAUAGCACCACCAACUUCUUGGGGCAGGCGGACACGACCCUACUCGGUGUGUGGCGCUCCGCAGUUGCGACGAAGGAUCCGCAGGGGUUCAAGAAAAUAUUAAAAGAAUUUUUUUCAGUGUUAACGGUGGCUGCAUCAACAAGUGGAGAGAACCGGAAGUUUGUGUGGGGGGAGAUGGAGAGUCGGAGUAAACUCACAAACGGGGAGGAAGUAACUACCGUUUAUGGAAUGGCACACUGCACAUGGGACCUGGACGAAUCGACAUGCGCGGCGUGUUUGGGUGCUGCGUUCAAUAUUAUAAAAGAAGAAAGGGAGGGAGCCUAUAUUAUCCUGAAGAGCUGUGAGAUUAGACAUGAGAGUAUGCCGUUUCUCUUCGUAAAUGCAGCACCAAGUCCUACCGCCAAUAUUCGCAAUAUUACAUACAGCAACAUUUGA